AUGUUUCGCAGUCGCAUAUCGUCAGCAUCCUGCGCUGUUGGGCGCUCGAAUCUCACUGCACGGUCAAUUUCGAGUCGGACCUUCGCAACCGCAUCACCCGUGAGCUCUGCAACUCGGAAUCACAAGGUCGUGGUGGUCGGUGGUGGUACCGCUGGACUGGCAAUUAGCCAUCAGCUUCUCCGAUCGGGCAAAUUCGCGCAGGACGACAUCGCCGUGGUCGACCCCGCGGCGUGGCAUCACUACCAGCCCGGGUGGACUCUGGUCGGCGGUGGACUGAAGCACAAGGAUGAGCUGCGGCGGCCAAUGAAGGCCUUGAUUGAUCCUCAGCUCAAGUUCUAUAACAAUGGCGUUGGUACCUUCGCCCCCGAAGAGAAUGCAGUCACCCUGGCGAAUGGUGACCGCGUCGGCUACGAGCAGCUGAUCGUGGUACCCGGCAUCAGCGUCAACUAUGGCAACAUCAAGGGCUUGCCCGAGGCCCUCGCCGACCAGAACUCGUUUGUCUCAUCCAUUUAUGGCUAUGACACGUGCGACAAGGCCUUCCGCUCCAUCCAAAGACUCCAAAAAGGAAAGGCCAUCUUCACCCAGCCCACCGGCGUGAUCAAGUGCGCGGGCGCCCCCCAGAAAAUCAUGUGGCUGGCCCUGGACCACUGGAAACGCGCCGGCCUGUACAACCCCAGCAACCCGUCCGCGUCCCCGAUCCAGAUCAGCUUCGCCACCGGCCUCCCCGUUAUGUUCGGCGUUCCCAAGUACAGCGCCAAGCUCGAGGAGCUCCGCAAAGAGCGGGGCGUGGAAGGGCUGUUCCAGCACGACCUCAUCUCCAUUGACGGCAACAACGCGACGUUUGCUCGUCCGGACGGCCAGCAGCAGAUCACUAAGCGCUUUGAUCUUCUGCACGUCGCGCCCAAGAUGGGCCCUCACGCGUUCGUCAAGAACAGUGCUCUGGCCAACGAGGCCGGCUUCGUCGAUGUUGACGACGCCACCACCCGCCACAAGAAAUACUCUAAUGUCUGGUCGGCCGGCGAUGCAUCGGGUCUUCCCACCGCCAAGACCGCCGCCGCCGUCACAUCCGAGGCCCCGGUGCUGGUCCGUAACCUCCUCCAGUCGAUCGAGGGCAAGGAGCUCGAUGCCAAAUAUGAUGGUUACACCUCGUGCCCGCUCUUGACCGAGUACGGUAAGGUUCUGCUCGCCGAGUUCAAGUACGGCGGAGAGCCCAAGGAGACGUUCAACGGCUUGUUCGGCAUUGACCAGGCCGCUCCGCGCCGCUCCUUCUACCACCUGAAGAAGGACUUCUUCCCGUGGGUGUACGCCAACUCGAUGGUCAAGGGUACUUGGGGUGGACCUAAGGGCUGGAUUGGUUAG
Penicillium alfredii is the source of this 1359-nucleotide messenger RNA. RefSeq names its product NAD(P)/FAD-dependent oxidoreductase. Gene Ontology annotation, molecular function: sulfide:quinone oxidoreductase activity; FAD binding. The record is from RefSeq and is a predicted model, not a curated record. The transcript has a single exon. NCBI's taxonomy places the organism in Eukaryota, Fungi, Ascomycota, Eurotiomycetes, Eurotiales, Aspergillaceae. Gene Ontology annotation, cellular component: mitochondrion. The coding region runs from base 1 to 1359 and encodes 452 amino acids.